AUGUGGGCGCUACAAGGCUUUAAAAUAAGGCUUAUUGAAACAACCUCCGUCUCUGGGUGGAACCAGUACUCAGGUCUCGAGUCCGUCUCUGGGUGGAACCAGUACUCAGGUCUCGAGUCCGUCUCUGGGUGGAAGCAGUACUCAGGUCUCGAGUCCGUCUCUGGGUGGAAGCAGUACUCAGGUCUCGAGUCCGUCUCUGGGUGGAAGCAGUACUCAGGUCUCGAGUCCGUCUCUGGGUGGAAGCAGUACUCAGGUCUCGAGUCCGUCUCUGGGUGGAAGCAGUACUCAGGUCUCGAGUCCGUCUCUGGGUGGAAGCAGUACUCAGGUCUCGAGUCCGUCUCUGGGUGGAAGCAGUACUCAGGUCUCGAGUCCGUCUCUGGGUGGAAGCAGUACUCAGGUCUCGAGUCCGUCUCUGGGUGGAAGCAGUACUCAGGUCUCGAGUCCGUCUCUGGGUGGAAGCAGUACUCAGGUCUCGAGUCCGUCUCUGGGUGGAACCAGUACUCAGGUGUCGAGUCCGUCUCUGGGUGGAACCAGUACUCAGGUCUCGAGUCCGUCUCUGGGUGGAAGCAGUACUCAGGUGUCGAGUCCGUCUCUGGGUGGAAGCAGUACUCAGGUGUCGAGUCCGUCUCUGGGUGGAAGCAGUACUCAGGUCUCGAGUCCGUCUCUGGGUGGAAGCAGUACUCAGGUCUCGAGUCCGUCUCUGGGUGGAAGCAGUACUCAGGUCUCGAGUCCGUCUCUGGGUGGAAGCAGUACUCAGGUGUCGAGUCCGUCUCUGGGUGGAAGCAGUACUCAGGUGUCGAGUCCGUCUCUGGGUGGAAGCAGUACUCAGGUCUCGAGUCCGUCUCUGGGUGGAAGCAGUACUCAGGUCUCGAGUCCGUCUCUGGGUGGAAGCAGUACUCAGGUCUCGAGUCCGUCUCUGGGUGGAAGCAGUACUCAGGUGUCGAGUCCGUCUCUGGGUGGAAGCAGUACUCAGGUCUCGAGUCCGUCUCUGGGUGGAAGCAGUACUCAGGUCUCGAGUCCGUCUCUGGGUGGAACCAGUACUCAGGUCUCGAGUCCGUCUCUGGGUGGAAGCAGUACUCAGGUCUCGAGUCCGUCUCUGGGUGGAAGCAGUACUCAGGUCUCGAGUCCGUCUCUGGGUGGAAGCAGUACUCAGGUGUCGAGUCCGUCUCUGGGUGGAAGCAGUACUCAGGUCUCGAGUCCGUCUCUGGGUGGAAGCAGUACUCAGGUGUCGAGUCCGUCUCUGGGUGGAACCAGUACUCAGGUCUCGAGUCCGUCUCUGGGUGGAAGCAGUACUCAGGUCUCGAGUCCGUCUCUGGGUGGAAGCAGUACUCAGGUCUCGAGUCCGUCUCUGGGUGGAAGCAGUACUCAGGUCUCGAGUCCGUCUCUGGGUGGAAGCAGUACUCAGGUCUCGAGUCCGUCUCUGGGUGGAAGCAGUACUCAGGUCUCGAGUCCGUCUCUGGGUGGAAGCAGUACUCAGGUCUCGAGUCCGUCUCUGGGUGGAAGCAGUACUCAGGUCUCGAGUCCGUCUCUGGGUGGAAGCAGUACUCAGGUCUCGAGUCCGUCUCUGGGUGGAAGCAGUACUCAGGUCUCGAGUCCGUCUCUGGGUGGAAGCAGUACUCAGGUCUCGAGUCCGUCUCUGGGUGGAAGCAGUACUCAGGUGUUUAA
Dreissena polymorpha is the source of this 1665-nucleotide messenger RNA. RefSeq lists its product as uncharacterized. Lineage: Eukaryota; Metazoa; Mollusca; Bivalvia; Myida; Dreissenidae. The transcript has 2 exons. The record is from RefSeq and is a predicted model, not a curated record. Bases 1 to 1665 code for a protein of 554 amino acids.